GUCAAAAAAUAAACAAAAAUUCCCUACGUCAAAAAUUUUCAUGACCUCCUGAAAUUGCAGGAGUAAAUCAAUUUUUUAACGAAAACUUAUAUUUUUUAAUCAUCAACUAUGAGAUUUUAGGUAUUUUAAAAAUUUCAGAAGAUGUAAUAGUUAUCCAGAGUCGAAUUAUCGACCUCUCAACCAAUGAUGAUCAUGAAAGGAAUACUCAUUCCACUGCUUUGUUGAAAAUGCUGGCUCAUAUGAUUUCUGCAAGAAAAACGAUAGUUUACAAAUUAUGAAUUAUUGGCAGUCAGAACUCUUCCAUUGAUUUUGCAGCUUAGAUCAAUAAGUCAAUGCAUUGAGUUUCACCAAAUAUCUACAUUCAAUAUGGAAUCCAGCCCCGUUUGUCCCGUGUGUACGCUAUAUUUGAGACCUGGGAUCACCUUAAAAUCACAUUUGAGCACUCACCCUAAACAGAAAGUAAUUGAGGCUCUAGUGAAAUUAACUGAAGUUGAGUCACAGCCCGGAGAAAACAACACUGGUCAGGAAUUGUGCCAGUCAUCCCAAAAUCAACCUUUUAAUUCAAUAACAAAUUCACCAUGGACAGGGGGGAAUAUACCAGGCUCAUCUCAGAUUCAGACACCUUUUCAAGGCAACCACGUCUUCAUAUACCAACAAAGCAUGAGCACUUCGCAAACGAACACUAUCAACCCCCUGGCCCAACAAUACAUAAUCCCUGCCGUGUUGAACCCUCAAACCAUGCCUUACGUCUAUCAGCAGCAGCAGGUGAUAAUGUCGAGCGGUUCCUGCUUACCUCAGAUGCGUAUCGCACCCUUCGAUUUAAACGGCGCACCCGGCAUCGACCCUCUGACGACAGUUAUCGAACCUCCUCGAAUAAACGAAGAAGACGAUCUGGUUAACGUGGACGAGGCUAGGGAAAACGUAGAGGUUCAAGAAUUGGACAACAAUUCCGAGUUAUCGAUCAAAGACGAUGAGAUGGAGGAGGUAGAGGAAGAGGAGCAUCGCAUUUCCGGUAAAGAAACGGAGGUUGAAUCGAAGGUACAGGAAGACUGUUGUGAUUUAACUUUCGUGGAUUCAAAACUAGACGGUUCCUUGAGGAUGGAGGAGGAGGGGGAGGAGGAAGAGGAGGUGGUAUCGGAAAAUUGGGAGUCGACUCCCGACGAGUUGAACAAAGCCUGUCAAACUUCCUCAACCUCCGGCCAACAGGUCGAUAGCUUCGGCAAGAAGACCUACUAUUACGAUAACGAGUCGGGGAAUGCGAUGACCUACGAAACCGCCGUUCCUAUGGAACCCUCCUACGAGCAGCAAGAUCCCAUUUACACCAGCGCCAACAUAUUGCAGUCGACGGAAGAGAUAGAUUUCGAGGUCGACGGCGUUCCAGUGAUAAUAGGAGAAUUCGCCAACAGUUCUGUGAUAUCCCAGGUCGAUAAUUUCGAAAAUAUCAAUGAGGGAAACGUGCUGAUGACUAUCGGAGAAAACGGGCUGGAUAACGGUGUUAAGGAAACUUUCGGUGCGGCUCUGGAUAACGAGGAGAGCAUGUCGAGGGGGAGUACGCAGGUCAACAUACAGGCUGACGAGAGGAUGCCUCCUAGGGGGGAAUUGUCCGGGCAGGAGAGUCUCGGAGGUGCCAGCGAUAUUAAUUGGAAUAGGUUGCAUUAUAAUGAAGUUAGUUCCAGUGCCUCUUACGACCAUCUAGGCAGAGAAGGAUGGGAAGAUUCCGACGUAGAUUGUCCAGGCAAUGAAGAAGAGAACGAUGUACCAUCCGUCAUAGGCUACACUCCUCCUGCCCUCAAUUUCAAGUGUUCAAGUUGCGAAGAAGCGUUCUCGUGUCUUCAAGAACGGAAAAAGCACAUCCAAGAGAAACAUUCGAACCAAGAACAGAAACAGAAUACGAACAUCAUCGGUUCGUUAAUCGGUAAAAAGAAGGUGAAGAAGCUCACCAUAAAACCGAAGAGCGAGGAGCCAAAGUUCGAUACUGUCUUCACCAACAAGAUAAAAUUAGAAAAAACCGAAUGUAAGGCGGAAGUGGACGAUGUGAAGACUGACGAAACGGACUCGAGAACGGUGUGCGAUCUGUGCAAUUCGGUUCAGGUUGAUCAGAAGGCACUGAGGGACCACAGAAUCAAAGUGCACAAGAUCCCAGAUAAGGCACGUCUGAAAUGCUCGACAUGCGACGAGCUGUUUGCCAACGAGUACAAGUUCACCGAACACUUGAAGGUGCAUCCUCUGGAAUGCAAGAUGUGUGGAAAACUAUUUUAUAGGAGGCAGAACAUACAGUUGCAUAUGAAACGACAUCUGGGUAUUAAGCCGUACAAGUGUGAUGUAUGUGAAAAGGCAUUUUUGACCAAGCAGAAAUUAGACGAGCACAGGAAUGUACACACAGGAAAUGCUCCAAUCAAGUGUCCCAUGUGUAACGAGACUUUCCGGAGACAUUCCAAUUUGAUUCAACAUCGCUACAGACAUCACUUGAAGCAUAAAAGGAAACUCAAAGACUACGUUUGCCAUUGUGGCGAAUAUUUCCACUCGAGGAAGAAGUUGGCGUGGCAUAAGGAGACCCAUGAUACCAAGCCGAAAGCUUGCACCAAGUGCAGCGAAAAGUUCGUCCAUAUGUCAAGUCUGACUAGGCAUAUGAGGAAGGCGCAUAACGAAAGGUUCUUACCGUCAGAGGAGAGGAGUAACGAGAAUGUGGAGUGUCCAGUGUGUAAAGGUGUUUUUGUUAAGUCUUCGCUAGAAGUCCAUAUGCGAACGCAUACCGGUGCCAAACCAUACUCCUGCCUUAUUUGCAAUAAGGACUUCAGCACCAGGUGGAAUCUGAAGUUACACAAGUGGACACACGCCUCCAGGGUGUCCAAGCCGUUCAAGUGCGAUCAAUGUAACGGGGCAUUCGUUAGAGAGUCCGAUUACAUAUCGCACAUGAACUCCCACAAAAGCAUCAAACCGUACACGUGCAAUUAUUGCGGGGCCCGGUUCAUACGUAAGUAUAACUGUCAACGACACGUCAAAGAGCACGAGAACGUUAAAACCUUCAGUUGCUCGAUAUGCGGUAAAAUGUUUCAUAGGUCAUAUUACCUGAAGGAUCACAUGAGGGUACAUAGCGGGGUGAGGCCCUAUACUUGUCAUAUUUGCGGUAAGACCUCAACUACCAAGUCUAACCAUAAUAAGCACGUGCAAAUACAUCAUCCUAGGUCUCCCGUCACAACUGAAAAUUAGACCGAAUUUUUUUAUAACUUUACCUCAACUUCCUUUUUUUUAUUCGAAUUUUAAACGUUUUAUUUUAGGAUGGUUUUAUUUUUUUGGAAAUAUUCAGGUUUCAAUCGAUGACUUUAUUUUAGAUCUUAAUCGUCACAUGGGAAGAGAGUUUUCAUAUUUUGUCGACACUCGCAGAUAAUGUGAAAUUCUGUUUUUUUUUCACUCAUAAUUCAGAAGUUAUGGGUUUCCCAAGUUAGAAUAGUGCCUUUUCCCGUAUCAAAAGUCAAAAAAUUCCAAAGGUUGAUUUCAAGGAAAACUAAUAAUGAUGGAUUUUUCGACUUUGGACCCCUAGAACUUCUGAAGUGACAAAAUUUGGGUGAUAUCUGGUAAUGUCCAUAGUAUGUGAUUUACCCUUUCAUUUUUACACUAUUUGGUUUUUGUUAUUUUAUUGUUUCUAUAGCUUUUGGAGGUCAUGAUUAUUUCAUUUCAUAUAACUGAAGUUUUAAAUUGGGAUUAUUUGUUCCACUUUCCAUUAUUUUCUGUUUCUUUUUAGUCUGUUUAAAAAUUAUAUUUUGAUUUUUUUUGGCAUUACGGAUUUGCAUGGAGAUAUUGUUUUGAUGUUUCCUUUUGGGAUAAAGAGCUAUUUUUUUUUUAAAUCAAGGUAUCCACUAGUAUUUUUGUGUUCUUGAUAAUUUUAUCCAGGUUUUAUUGAACCUUUUAGUAUAUAAUGCGUGUUGAAGUCGUGGACUGGGUGAAUUGAUCCAUGUUGAAAUUGAAUGUAGGUUUAAAUGGAAAACGUUCAUUUAGGGUAACUUGUUCUUACUUUUAGCCAAAUAAUUAUUUUUUAAUCGAUUAAGGUCUAUUUUAAGUAUUCCAAAUCAUCUUGGUGAUAGUUUACAAACAAUUAAAUUAUUAAAUAUUUGUUUUCAGUUGACCAUUUUUAAUUAGUUCAAUUUGUAUAUACAUAUUUAAACUUCUAUUUACUUUGUACAUAUUAUUUCACAUCCUCAGAUUUUUUUAUAUCAAACUUUUUAGAGGUAAGGUGCAUUAUAUUACAAUGAUUUUAUUGUUUGUAAAUAUUUCGUAUUGUAUAUAUUUACAGUAACUGUGAAUUUAUUAUAAUUUUAUUUAUUAUAAUUAAACAAAAAGUAAACUUACAA
This is a messenger RNA of Coccinella septempunctata (seven-spotted ladybird), 4349 nucleotides long. Its product is annotated as zinc finger and BTB domain-containing protein 17. The transcript is spliced from 6 exons. The record is from RefSeq and is a predicted model, not a curated record. Bases 367 to 3210 code for a protein of 947 amino acids. Lineage: Eukaryota; Metazoa; Arthropoda; Insecta; Coleoptera; Coccinellidae.